This is a messenger RNA of Centropristis striata (black sea bass), 1261 nucleotides long. RefSeq names its product NADH-cytochrome b5 reductase 2. Gene Ontology annotation, cellular component: mitochondrion. The transcript has 9 exons. Gene Ontology annotation, molecular function: FAD binding; oxidoreductase activity. Bases 61 to 978 code for a protein of 305 amino acids. NCBI's taxonomy places the organism in Eukaryota, Metazoa, Chordata, Actinopteri, Perciformes, Serranidae. The record is from RefSeq and is a predicted model, not a curated record.
GUCUCUCAGUUUAUGUGUGUGAGGUGAAGGGAACUCUGGUAGACUGCAUAGUGUUGAAUUAUGGAUCAGAGCUUGAUGAUCCCCGUGGUUGGGGCUGUUGCUGUGGUGGUGGUGACGGUGCUGUACUUUCUCCUGGCGGGCUCUGCAGGGAAGAAGAAAAAGAAGCUGCCUGUCACUUUGCAGGAUCCUGCUGUCAAAUACCCCCUUCCUCUUAUACACAAACAGGAAAUCAGCCAUGACACAAAGAAAUUCCGGUUUGGUCUUCCAUCUGAAACUCAUAUUCUUGGACUGCCAGUAGGUCAGCAUGUUUACCUCACAGCCAAGGUGAACGGCAGCCUGGUGGUCAGAGCCUACACUCCAGUAUCUAGUGAUGAAGACCAGGGAUAUGUUGACCUUGUCGUAAAGGUGUACUACAAGAACAGCCACCCGUCCUUCCCAGACGGAGGGAAGAUGUCUCAAUACCUGGACAACAUGACUAUUGGAGACACCAUUGACUUCAGAGGACCUAACGGCCUGCUUGUGUAUGAGGGAAAUGGUCAGUUCUCCAUCCGACCAGACAAGAAGUCAGCGCCAAAGGUUCGCAGGUUUAAGCACGUGGCAAUGAUCGCUGGUGGAACAGGCAUCACUCCUAUGCUGCAGUUGAUCCGCAGCAUCACAGCAGACUCCUCUGACAACACCAAGUGCUCCCUUAUAUUUGCCAACCAGACAGAGAAAGAUAUACUGCUGAGGGAGGAGCUGGAGGAGGUGAAGAAGAACCACCCUGAUAAAGUCCAGCUCUGGUUCACACUGGACAAACCUCCACAAGAUUGGAGCUACAGUUCAGGGUUUGUAACCAGCGACAUGAUCAAGGACCACCUCCCUGCUCCGUCUUCUGAUGUCCUUGUGGUCCUGUGUGGCCCUCCACCCAUGAUCCAGUACGCCUGUCUACCAAAUCUGGACAAGCUGGGACACCUAACAGAAAACAUUUUUGCAUACUAGUGUUGUGUUGCUACUAAUCAUCCAAUUACUAAGCCAAAACCAAAUGAAUGAGCUAUUGUUUAUGGUCUAACACUAUCACGCCUCUCAUUGAAGCAUGUCAGUGACACUAGAACUAUCAUCAAAAUUACCCACUUACACCACAAUAAGAAAUUCUAUGGAUUUUCAAUUUCCUUUUUGUGAUUACCUUUUGUAUAAGACAGUCACAUUUAAAAUGCAUUUCUUUCCUAUGACAAAAUGUGAAUUGUGAAAUAAAGAUGUAAAAACGACGGUACUGAUUUUAAUA